Molecule: messenger RNA, 2826 nt
Organism: Sus scrofa (pig)
Lineage: Eukaryota; Metazoa; Chordata; Mammalia; Artiodactyla; Suidae
Gene: HOXD9
Product: homeobox D9
Biological process (GO): embryonic skeletal system morphogenesis; proximal/distal pattern formation; DNA-templated transcription
Cellular component (GO): nucleus
Molecular function (GO): DNA-binding transcription factor activity, RNA polymerase II-specific; RNA polymerase II cis-regulatory region sequence-specific DNA binding
Source: RefSeq, a predicted model, not a curated record
GGUCAACUCGGGACCUCCCAGCGACCACUGCAGCCUGCGGACGAGGUCGGGGACUUGGCCGAACGGAUCCUAAUAAGGGGAAAAUGAGCCUUUCCAGAAGUUCCGGAGAAGACAAGGCACCCUGGCCCCCACCGUCAGCUUGGUACCGACUGCCAGCCUGCGAACCCUUCCGAGGGCGGAUAGAGCCCUAGAGGUGGCCGCCGCCGCACCCAACCCACGGGCCAGACAGCUCCAACUCCUCGGGCCUCGGCGUGUGCUCAGCCUCACGUCGGGGGUGUGUGUGGCUGCGCGGGCGUGUGUGAGUGUGGUAGGGGGAGGGGGCCCUCCGAGCUGCUCCAUCCGUCCGUUUUAUUAGGGACACAUUAAUCUAUAAUCAAAUACACCUCAUAAAAUUUUUAUUGAAAGGCAUAAUAUCAUUACAGAGGUCUUCCACCUGUUUUAAACAACACGACAAGCUGUGAGAGAGCGUGUGUGUGGGUAUGCAUAGGGAGGGGUGGGUUCGGGCCUGAAGUGAGGUACAGGGAGAAGAACUCCCCUCGGGCGCCAGGGGGCCGCCUCGGAAGGCCGGCCAGCCUCGGGCCGCACUGGCUCUACGUUCUCCCCGGCUUCUCCCGGCUCUGGCUAAGUGCCCGAUGAGCCCAGGACUCGGGACGGGUAGCUCGGAGCCCAGACAUUGGGAAGUCAGCGCCGGAUCCGGACUGCAAGACCAAGGGCUGCAAGAGGAGGCGAACAAAUAGUCCCCAGCGCCUCCUCCGGCCGCGGUCCGGCGCAUGGUCCCAGCCGCCUCCUGGCUGGUUGAGCCAGGCCGGGCCGAGCCCGGCGCACUGGCCCGGGCCCGCGGGCUCUAAUUGCGGCGCUUAUGUUGAUGAUGAUUUUUUUUUUUUUUUAAAUCACAGCAGCCCCCAGUUUAGCGGACUGAUUUACUCCCGGUAUUGGUAAAUAUGAUCACGUGGGCCGCGCGACCAAUGGUGGAGGCUGCAGCCUGCGAACUAGUCGGCGGCUCGGGCGCCGGCUGGGAGCGGCGCCGCGGCGGGCAGUGUAACCUUGGGUGGGAGCGCACGGCGCCUCAAAAUGUCCUCCAGUGGCACCCUCAGCAACUACUACGUGGACUCGCUCAUAGGCCAUGAGGGCGACGAGGUGUUCGCCGCGCGCUUCGGACCUCCAGGGCCUGGCGCGCAGGGCAGGCCCGCAGGUGUGGCCGACAGCCCAGCCGCCGCCGCCGCCGAGUUUGCCUCGUGUAGUUUUGCCCCCAAAUCGGCCGUGUUCUCCGCCUCGUGGUCCGCGGUGCCCGCCCAGCCCCCGGCGGCGGCGGCGAUGAGCGGCCUCUACCACCCUUACGUGCCCCCGCCGCCCCUGGCUGCCGCUGCUUCCGAGCCCGGCCGCUACAUGCGCUCCUGGAUGGAGCCGCUGCCCGGCUUUCCGGGCGGCCCGGGCGGCGGCGGCGGAGGCGGCCCGGGUCCCGGUCCCAGCCCUGGCCCCAGCGGCCCACCCAACGGGCGCCACUACGGGAUUAAGCCUGAAACCGGAGCGGCCUCGGCCCCUGCCGCCGCCGCCGCUGCCGCCACUUCCACCUCCUCCACUUCUUCGUCUUCCUCUUCUAAACGGACUGAGUGCUCCGCAGCCCGGGAGUCCCAGGGGAGCGGCGGUCCCGAGUUCCCGUGCAACUCGUUCCUACGGGACAAGGCGGCAGCGGCGGCUGGGGGAUCCGGGCCCGGGGCAGGGAUCGGGUCCGGGUCCGGGUCUGGGGCAGGCGGCUCAUCGGAGCCUUCGGCUUGCAGCGACCACCCGAGCCCAGGCUGCCCGCUGAAGGAGGAGGAGAAGCAGCACCCGCAGCCGCCGCAGCAGCAACUUGACCCAAACAACCCCGCAGCAAACUGGAUCCACGCUCGCUCUACCCGGAAAAAGCGCUGUCCCUACACCAAAUACCAGACGCUUGAGCUGGAGAAGGAAUUCCUCUUCAAUAUGUACCUCACCCGGGACCGGCGUUAUGAGGUGGCAAGGAUUCUGAACCUCACAGAGAGACAGGUCAAAAUCUGGUUCCAGAAUCGUAGGAUGAAAAUGAAAAAGAUGAGCAAGGAAAAAUGCCCCAAAGGAGACUGACUCGGCGAGGCGCCGUUGGGACCACUCUGCUUUGCAAUGGCAGUGGGGUUUUUUUCUUUGUGGGUGCUUGAUUUCCAGAAAUUCUCUAGCGAUUCGGACAUCUCCCCCACCCCUUUUUUUAGGUAGAAGUGACUGUGUGGUUGGUCUCUGUGCGGUAUUUUGGGGGACUCUGUAUUUGCUCGCUUAUGUCUUGGAGAAACCAAGUGGCUUUGGGGUUUUGCCCUAUCACGCUCCCCUGUUUCCUGCCCAUUGGUUCCUUAGGAAAUGCUAUAUUUUGUGAGUGCACGACAGCUUGAGGAGCCCUGUCCUGUGUAAAUGUUCCCCAUGUUUCUGAAAAGUGCUGUAGUUUAGCCCCCAGUGCUGUUCAAGCAGGGGCCGAGCGCACCCCACUUCCAAGAGCGAAGGCAGAGCAAGGAGAGUGAGGAGGCCCUCCCAGGCUGAGCCCCAGGCGGUGUUGCCCACUGGUUAUGAAAGCGCCCUUUCCUCAGGGAGCCCACAGACCCUCCCCUGAGACUUGGAAUGAGAGAGGAACCCAGGGCCUCCGGUAGGUUGGGGGUUUCUUCUCAGUGUGCUGGGGAAGCCACUCUCCCUGGGAGGCUUGGCUCCUGUGGGCGGCCGCGGGUGUAAGGCUCUCCCGGUUCCUGCCUGAGGACCAGUUGUAAAUGUUACCGCUUCCUACCAAUAAAUGAUAACCUGAUCAAAUGGAGCCCAGAUGCUGGCCCUGAA